CCCCGUCAUCAUGAGUGCAAUGGACACUGAUGAGCUUCCCGUCGUCCUCCCGCCUACGCAUACCUCUGGUCUUUCGCUAUCUCUCCAUCCCCUGCCCAUCUUGAACAUCUCUGAGCAUCUGACGCGUCUGAGACUGCAGACAAACUCCAGCCUACCGUUUGCACUUGGAGCUCUGCUUGGUACUCAGAACGGACGCGAGGUUGAAAUUGUCAACACAUUUGAACUAGCAGUGGGUGAAGAUGGUGCCACAGUCGACCAGGCAUUUCUGAUAGACCGCAAAGAACAAUACAAACAGGUAUUUCCCUCGCUCGAAUUCAUCGGGUGGUAUACCGUAGCAUCGCGGCCCACAGCACAGCAUAUCGCUCUCCAUGAACAAUUUACAGCAUAUAGCUCCACACCACUCUUGCUUCUCCUACAGCCAUCGACUGUAUUUGCCGCCUCUUCAGACUUGACUGCGCAAACACUUCCUAUCAAGGCCUAUGAGCCUACCAUCGAGAUACGCGACCGCAAAACCCGGUCAGUCUUCAUUGAGGCGCCUUUCACGGUGGAGACAGGUGAGGCGGAACGUAUCGCGGUAGAUUGGGCAGCAAAGGGUGGCGAGGGAGACAACAGUUUGGAGUCGCAUUUGAAUUCACAGCGAGCUGCUGUUAAGAUGCUGCAUGACAGAAUCAUGCUGCUUGCGAAAUAUGUCACCGAUGUACUAGCAGAUCAGGCCGUGAAAGAUCAUGCAACGCUGCGCUCCAUUUCUGCUCUCAUCGCGUCACUACCAGCCAGUGAGCACAGAGACUUCCGAGACGAGUUCGAUACCGAAUAUGAGGAUGUCCAAUUGACUGCAUACCUCGCCACGCUCACCAAGUCUGCGAGCGUUCUCAACGAUCUGGUCGACAAGCAUCUUGUGCUUACCGCAACACGCGAGGAUCGUGGUCCCAGUGCUCCUCGGAGGCGCGGCAUGGGCGGCAUGGGUAUGGGCAUGGGUAUGAUGAGUAUGGGCGUGAUGGGCAUGAUGGGGAGACACGGAGAUUGGGACCGCUUCCACUGAGCGUGUCCAGCGUCCUGGACUACAAAUUCUCCCUCGUCCCUGUCCCGUCCAUUCGGAGUGUCUUACGGAACAUCAAUUCGCUGUGCAUCGCUGUAUUCCUGUAUCUGCAUUCCCAAUACUUGCUGUAGUACUAGAUAACGUCCCCC
Postia placenta MAD-698-R-SB12 is the source of this 1185-nucleotide messenger RNA. RefSeq lists its product as hypothetical. The transcript is spliced from 9 exons. Gene Ontology annotation, molecular function: metallopeptidase activity; protein binding. Bases 11 to 1039 code for a protein of 342 amino acids. Gene Ontology annotation, cellular component: COP9 signalosome. NCBI's taxonomy places the organism in Eukaryota, Fungi, Basidiomycota, Agaricomycetes, Polyporales, Adustoporiaceae. The record is from RefSeq and is a predicted model, not a curated record. Gene Ontology annotation, biological process: protein deneddylation.